UCCCACUCACUAUGGAUCCAAGGAUAUCGAGUUAUGGAGCUCUCUGUCUGGUUUGUCUCCUCGUCAAACUCAACAUGGCAAUGGGGGUCACGAGCUUUCUAAGGGAUCAGCCACCGUCGAGUAAGUUGUUCACGAUAGAGAGUUUCUCCGUUGUGAAAUCGAGGGGCGAAGGCUAUGAAUCCGCUGUUUUCGACGCUGCUGGUUAUAAAUGGCGGUUGGUUAUGUUUCCGGUCGGGAAGCAAGACGACGGUGGAAGUAAUUAUGUCUCGAUGUACUUGAGGAUCGAAGAGACAGAAUCUUUGCCUAAAAGUUGGGAGAUUAAUGUGGACCUCAAACUGUUUGUCCAUAAUCAGAAGCUGAAUAAAUACUUGACGGUCCAAGAUGGAACUACAAAGCGUUUCAACGAGGCAAAGAAAGAGUGGGGGUUCGCUCAAAUGAUUCCUCUUUCGACGCUCAAUAACCCGAACGAAGGAUACGUUUCGGGGGACCGUGUCACAUUUGGCGCCGAGAUCUUUCUCUUGAAUAAGAUUCAAGAAAUAGAGAAAGUGACAUUCGUACAAAGCCCGGCAAACAAUAAAUUCUCGUGGACGAUCUCUUACUUCCCCCAGUUAGAAGACAAAUUCUAUUUUUCGGACGCCUUCCUCGUUGGAGACAGAUAUUGGAGAUUAGGACUCAAUCCAAAAGGCUUGGGAGGUGGUCGGGGCACUGCACUUCCUGUUUUGCUUUUCACCUACGAAUUUUCACAAAACGCUCCGGCCACGACAACAUGGGGAGCGGUCUAUCUCCGUUUGCGGAAUCAGCGAUAUUCAAACUACGUCGAGAAAUACUCCGCAGCUUGGUACCCGGUUCGUAAUGGUUACGGCGUGGGGGUCCACAAUAUCAUAUCGUUCCAAGAUCUCUACGAUAAAUCAAAGGGUUACUUGGUGAAUGAUCGCAUAGUGUUAGAGGCUGAAAUGCCGAUGGUUUCCGUGUCGAAUAUUGUUCCGAACUAGACUUAGCUUCUAUGUAUCACGUUGAAUAAACCCAUCAUGGUAUGCAAACAAAGUAUAUUUCUAUCAUUAUAUAUAUGUGUGUAUAUAUAUACAUAUAUUGUCUAAAAGGAAUUUGCAUAGAUAUACAUAUCCCGAGAGAUUUUUGUAUGUCUUAGUCUCA
Tarenaya hassleriana is the source of this 1152-nucleotide messenger RNA. RefSeq lists its product as uncharacterized. The transcript is spliced from 6 exons. The record is from RefSeq and is a predicted model, not a curated record. Gene Ontology annotation, molecular function: protein binding. The coding region runs from base 12 to 992 and encodes 326 amino acids. NCBI's taxonomy places the organism in Eukaryota, Viridiplantae, Streptophyta, Magnoliopsida, Brassicales, Cleomaceae.